Molecule: messenger RNA, 1050 nt
Organism: Micromonas pusilla CCMP1545
Lineage: Eukaryota; Viridiplantae; Chlorophyta; Mamiellophyceae; Mamiellales; Mamiellaceae
Exons: 1
Biological process (GO): microtubule-based movement; cytoskeleton-dependent intracellular transport
Cellular component (GO): microtubule; kinesin complex
Molecular function (GO): ATP hydrolysis activity; plus-end-directed microtubule motor activity; microtubule binding
Source: RefSeq, a predicted model, not a curated record
AUGCCCGCUGCCGCGGAGGAUGAACGCGUGCGCGUUUUUGCGCGCAUCCGCCCCCCGCAGGCUUCAACCUUGACCGCCGCCGCGACGACGAAGCGCGACGACCGUCGCGUGACCGUGUCUAACCCUACCGCGGCGAUCUCGUCUCGGCGGGAAUUUCGCGUUGACAAAGUUUUCGACGCCACCGCGACGAACGAGGACGUGUAUCUCGGCGUCGGCGCGCCCAUCCUCGAUGCCGUCCUGGCGGGUUGUCACGGCAGCAUCCUUGCGUACGGUCAGUCCGGCUCGGGAAAAACGUAUUCUAUGUUAAACGACGACGGAGACGUCGCCGCCGCGGGGAUCGUUCCGCGAGCUGCGGUCGAUCUCUUUAAGCGGGUUCGCUUCGACCAGGCGUACGUCUAUGACAUCGCCAUUUCGAUGGUGCAAAUAUAUAACGAGACGGCGAUCGACCUCCUCACGAACUCGGGAGCAUCCUUGAAGGCGACACAAAGGAAGGACGGAGCUGGCGGGUUCGAGCUCGCCGACUGUGAAUGGCGGCAUUGCCGCGACGCCGUCGACCUCCUUGGGAACUUUCGUCGUGGACGAACAAACCUGAUAUACGCGGAGACGAAGAUGAAUCGUCACUCGUCGCGAUCCCACUGCGUACUGCUUGUCCGGGUCAAUCGCGUCUCGCGCGCGGCGUCGUCGUCGACUGACGAAUCCACCGGUUGCAAACUCUACACGCAGUUGCAAGGUCUGUUGACCAUUGUCGACAUGGCUGGCAGCGAGCGCGCGAAGAAAUCGCAGUCGCAAGGCGUCAGGUUCAACGAGGCCACGCACAUUAACGGCAGCCUGCUGACUUUCGGAAACGUAGUGCAUGCGCUGGCCGAAAAACAGAUGCACGUUCCAUUUCGCGACAGUAUGCUCACCAAGCUUCUCGAAUCGUCCCUUUCCGGGCGAAGUCGCACGGCGUUGAUCGUCUGCGUCGCGCCAGAAACGGAACAUGCCCACGAGAGCAUCACAUCUUUGGAGUUGGCGGCGCGUUGCAUGCGCGUUGAAUCGAGACCGAUUGUU